Molecule: messenger RNA, 2051 nt
Organism: Poecilia latipinna (sailfin molly)
Lineage: Eukaryota; Metazoa; Chordata; Actinopteri; Cyprinodontiformes; Poeciliidae
Gene: map2k4a
Product: mitogen-activated protein kinase kinase 4a
Exons: 13
Coding region: 368-1669 (433 amino acids)
Biological process (GO): MAPK cascade; protein phosphorylation
Molecular function (GO): JUN kinase kinase activity; ATP binding
Source: RefSeq, a predicted model, not a curated record
GGGCCUGGUAUUGUGUUUUAUUUUGAAAGAGCUGCUACAAAACAUCCGGUCCCUCCUCGGCUAACAGCUGCUGCCUUGCUGCGGUUUGUGGGUGUUGAAAUGUCAGCUGAUUGUUAGCCCGUCCAGCUAGCUUAGCUUAGCUGGGUGUUUGUUUUUGUCACUAGACAGCCUGCCUCUCACGCAGCCCCCCGAGCCUUAACGCGUAUUUAGUCAUUUCACGGACUUAUUCUCUUUUUCAUUCGUCGUCUGCUUCGUUUCGCGGGGCUCAGCCGCCGUCAGUGCUGCUGUAAUUUUCACAGCAGCAGGGAGGAAAAGGGAGUGAAGUUGCUGUCCGAGUCUCUCUGCAUUGCAGCCCCUGGCGCUGCUGAUGGAAUUCAAACACACAACAAUGGCGACUCCUGGUUCAAACAGUUCAACGACGAGCAGCAGCAGCAACGCGGGAUCCGUCACGCACCACUACCAGCAGCCGCAGCAGUCCCAGUCCCAGCACACCGCAACGAUGAGCAGCAUGCAGGAGUCCAACACCUGCUGGAGAUGUCAGAGUGAAACAGGGUUUCAGAUAAACCUGUCUGGAGCUCACCCAAGUAAACGCAAAGCGCUGAAGCUGAACUUCGCCAACCCGUCCAUCAAACCCUCCACCAGAUUCUCCUUAAACACGGCCGGACCUCCGUUCCAGAACCCACACAUAGAGAGGCUGAGGACUCACAGCAUCGAGUCUUCAGGGAAGCUGAAGAUUUCCCCGGAGCAGCACUGGGACUUCACCGCCGAGGAUCUGAAGGAUCUGGGCGAAAUCGGCCGGGGGGCGUACGGCUCCGUCAACAAGAUGGUGCACAAACCCAGCAACAUGAUCAUGGCCGUGAAGAGGAUUCGGUCGACGGUGGAUGAGAAGGAGCAGAAGCAGCUGCUGAUGGACCUGGACGUGGUGAUGAGAAGCAGCGACUGUCCGUACAUCGUCCAGUUCUACGGCGCUCUGUUCAGAGAGGGGGAUUGCUGGAUCUGCAUGGAGCUCAUGGCUACCUCGUUAGACAAGUUCUACAAGUUUGUUUACGGCUCGUUAGACGACGUGAUUCCAGAAGAGAUAUUAGGAAAAAUCACUUUAGCUACUGUGAAGGCACUAAACCACUUAAAAGAAAACUUGAAGAUAAUCCACCGAGACAUCAAGCCGUCCAACAUCCUGCUGGACAGAAAUGGGAACAUAAAGCUCUGCGACUUCGGCAUCAGCGGCCAGCUGGUGGACUCCAUCGCCAAGACCAGAGACGCCGGCUGCAGGCCGUACAUGGCGCCGGAGCGGAUCGACCCCAGCGCCUCCAGGCAGGGCUACGACGUCCGAUCCGACGUCUGGAGUCUGGGAAUCACACUGUAUGAGCUGGCCACAGGUCGGUUCCCCUACCCGAAGUGGAACAGCGUGUUUGACCAGCUGACUCAGGUGGUCAGAGGAGAUCCGCCGCAGCUCAGCAACUCGGACGAGAGACGCUUCUCCCCGAAGUUCAUCUCCUUUGUCAACGUGUGCCUUACGAAGGAUGAAUCCAAGAGGCCAAAGUACAGAGAGCUGCUGAGAGACCCGUUCAUUCAGAUGUACGAGGAGCGCUCUGUGGACGUGGCCGGAUACGUCUGCAGGAUCCUGGACCAGAUGCCGGCGUCUCCCAGCUCCCCCACAUACAUGGAGUGAAAGCCGGACAGGAAACGAUCCGGCAGAAACAAACGCAGCAACAAAUCUUUGUGUAAAAUUGCUUGGUCCCCUUAUUGCAGUGUUAAGAGAAAAAAAGCACCACUACGGUUCAGUCUGUAUAUAUUCCCGCACUUCUGUUUCUCUAUUGUUCUCUCACACACACACACACACACACACGUUAGGAGCUGGAUCAGUUAGCUGUUGGUAUCAGUGACUUCCAGGAAAAAUUUAUGUGGAAAUUGUAUUUAUGGAACCAAAAUGAUGUGGAAUGGAAUCAUCCUGGCCGUUCCCUGCUCCCUGCCCCGCCUGUGAGACGCGUUCAGGCCGCGAUGCGUUCAGGCGCCGUGCUGAUGAAUGAAUAAAGACAGCAGAAAGGAAACGA